Molecule: messenger RNA, 729 nt
Organism: Dissoconium aciculare CBS 342.82
Lineage: Eukaryota; Fungi; Ascomycota; Dothideomycetes; Mycosphaerellales; Dissoconiaceae
Exons: 1
Coding region: 1-729 (242 amino acids)
Source: RefSeq, a predicted model, not a curated record
AUGUCUACGCAAACUUACCUUCGCUGGGCCGACCGAUCCGACAUUCCUGCCAUGGCCGAAAUACUCGUACUGACCGGCGUGAAUUUUGAGUUCCAUGAUCAAUUCGCACCCAAGAGAAGCGAGCAUCUAGAUGAAUACUACUUGUUCCUGCUCUGUCGAAUACGAACACUAUGGGCCAUGCCAGGAUUUCGCUUCCUAGUCGUCGAGAGUCUCGAGGUGCCAGACGCAACGAAGGUGACCCGCAAGCAAGUCAUUGGAAUGGCCGGCUGGAUGCUAGAUCAAGCUGACGGUCUCGUGGACGAACCAACAAGAGGCAGUGGCUGGUUUCAAUCCCUCGAGCGUACCUUAGUCGCUACCGAGCGCUACUAUCAUCAGCUGUGUAUAAACACAAUCUUCGACACCACGGGCUUCGCCAGCCUGUUGAAUCGCUUGCACGAAGCAGAGCUCGUCGGCCAACCCCAGAUACAUCUGCAAAUACUUUUCGUACAUCCAGAGUGGCAGAAGAGCUCUCAUCGGGUCGGGCACAGGUUGUUGCAGUGGGGCAUAGAUCUAUCGGAUCGUUUGCAGCUUCCAAUCGCCGUGACCAGUAGUCUUGCUGGACAAAAGUUCUACGCCAAACACGGAUUCGAAUUCCUGACAUUCGUACGCGUCGAUACAAUACCGGAGCUGGCAUAUGACCAGCCCAUCCUCCUCAAGAGGCCAGAGCCUCGUCCAAAUGUACAGCCGUAG